Physella acuta is the source of this 5214-nucleotide messenger RNA. Its product is annotated as protein transport protein Sec31A. Lineage: Eukaryota; Metazoa; Mollusca; Gastropoda; Physidae. Gene Ontology annotation, cellular component: COPII vesicle coat; endoplasmic reticulum exit site. The record is from RefSeq and is a predicted model, not a curated record. Gene Ontology annotation, biological process: endoplasmic reticulum organization; endoplasmic reticulum to Golgi vesicle-mediated transport; COPII-coated vesicle cargo loading. Gene Ontology annotation, molecular function: structural molecule activity; protein binding.
GUGGCGACUGCCACGUUGAAAACAACUAAAUAUUUUUCUUGGAGUAUUAUCCUGCGUCAAUUCAUAACGAAAAUUUGUUUUUUUGACAACUUUUGAAGAUGAGAGUCAAGGAGAUAGAUAGGACAGCCAAUAUGGCAUGGUCCCCUGAGAAUAAAUAUCCAAUUUAUGUAGCAACAGGAACGGCUGCCCAACAACUUGAUGCAACUUUCAGCACUACAUCAGCCAUUGAGCUGUACAGUUUAAACCUUGAUGAGGCAACUCUUGAUAUGCCAUUAGUUUCUUCUGUGGCUUCAGACGUGAGGUUUCAUAAAAUAGUUUGGGGCCCGCUGAAAGAUACUGAAAGUGGUGUCAUCAUAGGCGGUGGAGAAAAUGGGAGUAUCCAUGUUUACAGUGCUGACAAGUUGUUGGCUGGCUCUAGUAACAGUUUGAGCACCCAGUUAACUCGGCACACAGGAGCUGUCAAGGCUCUUGAUUUAAACCCAUUUCAGUCAAAUUUACUUGCAUCUGGUGCUGGCGACUCAGAAAUUUUUAUUUGGGAUCUCUUGAAAACAGACAGUCCAAUGACACCUGGUCAGAAAUCACAGCCAGCAGAAGAGUUAGCCUGUGUUGCAUGGAACUGUCAGGUGCAGCAUAUAUUAGGAUCCACUUUUGCAUCUAAAUGUGUUGUAUGGGACCUCAGGAAGAAUGAGCCUAUAAUUAAAAUUAGCGAUAGUAUGUCUAGAAUUAAGGCCAAGUUGAUUGCCUGGCACCCUGAGAUUGCCACACAGUUGUGUCUAUCUUCUGAAGAUGAUCACACUCCAGUCAUUCAAGUGUGGGAUUUAAGAUAUGCUACAUCACCAUUAAAAGUUUUAGAGAGCCACCAAAAGGGUGUUUUGUCAAUGUCUUGGUGUAAGAGAGAUCCAGAUCUGUUACUGAGUUGUGGCAGGGAUAAUAGGAUUCUCUGCUGGAAUCCCAAUUCUAAUGUACCUAAUGGGGAGGUUGUUUAUGAUCUCUCAACAAACAACCAGUGGUGUUUUGAUAUUCAGUGGUGUACCAGGAAUCCGUCCAUUAUUUCCAGUGCAUCUUUUGAUGGUCAUAUCACUCUGUACUCACUUAUGGGUGGUGGACACCCUGUCCAGCCUAGCAAUAAAGUAGCCGAGUCAUUUGGUGGUGCACAGUUUGGUGCUGCACCUGUUCAGCUACCCCAUGAGGAGGAAAAGACACUUCCUCUACAAAAGCCACCCAAGUGGAUUAGGAAGCCAGUGGGUGCCACAUUUGCUUUUGGAGGAAAACUGGUGAAUUUCAUCCUUGAGAAAUCAGCCAACCCUCAGCAACCAGCUCCACGUGUUGUAACCAUCAGCCAAGUGGUUACUGAGACUGAACUGGUUGUCAGGUCUAACCAGCUGGAGCAAGCUCUCGGUGGGGGGAAAUUUGCUGAGUUUUGUGCUAUGAAGGCAGCUAAUAGUAACGAAUCUACACAAGAGAAUUUUUGGAAUUUUAUGAGGGUAAAUUUUGAAAAAGAGCCAAGAACAAAAUUUUUAGAACUUUUAGGAUAUGAUCAGAAUGAGUUAGCACGCAAGGUGGUUGAACACACUGGAAUUGAAGUACCUGCUAUUUCAACACGAGGAGUAGAUGCAGAAGAACUGGCACAGAAAAUGUCUUUGCUUAACACUGGAAGCAUAAUGAAAGCUGACCGUCUUAUUUCUAGUGGUCAAGCUUCUCCUAAUGUUGGCUCCAAGACACCAGUUGAUCCAUUGAAUGAUUAUGACGGGUCAGCAGCAUUUGAUGAGAUAGCAGAGUCUCAGUCCAAGACAUCUGGUACAGAAACACCACUUGUUAUACCCAGAGAUAAUGCUGAUGGACUGAUGACCCAGGCUCUACUUACUGGCAACUUUGAAGCUGCUGUGGAAAUGUGUCUUAGUGAAAACAAAAUGGCUGAAGCUAUAUUACUAGCUAUAGCUGGUGGUCCAGAUUUACUUGUCAGGACUCAGAAGAAAUAUUUCCAGAGAAACAAAUCUACAUUAGGAAGGCUGAUCUCAUCUGUAGUGACCCAUGACUGGGGCCACAUUGUUGACACUUGUGAUUUAGAUAACUGGAAGGAGGCUCUGGCUGUUAUUUUAACCUAUGCUUUACCUGAGGAGUUUUCACCUUUGUGUGAUACAUUGGCUAACAGGCUUGAGACUGAGAGAGAUGGUGAGCUGUCAUUGUAUGCUAGUCUCUGCUACAUUUGUUCUGGAAAUGUGGAGAAACUUGUAGAGAACUGGGUGAAAAACACAGAGGAUGCUAAUCAACCAUUAGCACUGCAGGAUUUGGUAGAGAAGAUUAUGGUCCUAAGGAAAGCUGUUGAACUCUCCAGAGGGGAUGCUCCAAGUGUGUCUGGUGGAGCAUUGGCUGAUAAGCUGAGCCAGUAUGCAAGUUUAUUAGCAGCUCAAGGAAAUAUGGCCACUGCUCUGACAUAUCUCAGUAAUACAUCUGAUGUGAACCUGGCCAUUUUGCAAGAUCGCCUGUUACGAGCUCUUGGACAAAACCCAGCCUCACACGGGAUAGCCUCACCUUUCCAACAGUACAACGUCUUACCCACUGCUCAGCAGACAGCUGGCCCCAAGAUGACACCUGCGGCUGAUCACCAUGGAAGUCAACGUGGACACCAGUCAAUGGCGGGACAGGGCGGCUCACAGACAACGUCCACAUCCACUGCCAAUUACUACAGCCAGGCCCAGUACUACUCACAUGUUCCUUCUGCCAUUAACAGCCAGGUGCCUAGUUAUGCACCACAGCCUACUAGUUCUGUUGCUCCAUCUGGCCCUGCUCACAAAGGUCCAAAGUAUCCCCAGUAUCCUUCCUCAGUGCCAACCUUUGAUCCUUACUCAAAUCAAAGCUUCAUGCAGCCUAAUUAUAACCAACCAAAAGCUUUUGAUAACCCACAAAAUAUGUACAGCCCAAACACCUUUUCACCAGCAUCAAACCAGCAGAGCAACUUCUUCACCCCAGUCAGCACGGCCGGGCCCUCCCCAUCAGGCUACAACCCAGCCCCUGUGCCACAGAUCCCACAGCAACCUGCCAUGUAUUCUUAUCAAGACAAAGCUGCUGAAACUGCUUGGAAUGAUCCACCCAUUGUACAGGAGAAAGCUAGCAAACCAUCUCAUGCUUUUAACCAGCCCAACUUGAACCUGUUCACCCCACAACCAGCAGACCAUGGCCCACCUGGUGCACCUAGUUAUCCUGGCUUGUACAACCCUGCAGAGCACCAGCACAUCCAUCAGCCACAAAACACCAUGCCAUUUAGUGGUUAUAAUCCAACCAAUCCAGCACCUCCAGGAAAUACCCGCCCUCAGACACAGAUUCCUGCUGCUCCUGUAGAGGCACCUGCUCCAGUACAACGGGGUCCAAUUCCAGCAGAGCAUCAAGUAUUACAAGAUAUCUUUGAUAAGCUUGUUAAGAGCUGUGCACAAGUGGCACCCAAUGCUCAAAUGAAACGCAAGCUGGAAGAUGUAAUGAGAAAAUUAGAAAUUUUGUACGAUAAACUUAGAGAAAAUAUGCUCUCUCAGACCGCCCUGCUUGGUCUGCAUCAGAUAGUUCAAGCCAUUCAGCAGUAUGACUACAACAGUGGUCUGAAUGUUUACACUGGCAUGGUCUCACAUGGGAACUUCUCAGAAAUCUCCAACUUCAUGCCAGCCCUCAAGGUUUUAAUACAGUCUGCCAUGCAGUUGCAGGUUUAUGUGCAAUAGACAAUGCUAAUGGAUACUAUUUAUUAUAUCCCUUUCUGCCAAUGGUUUGUGGUAGGGAAGUUAUAACCACACAAAAAGUUUGACUUUCAGCCAUUAUGUCCCUUAUAUAGGUUAUUGAUACAAAAACAAUGUGUUUAGUUCUGGAAAACCACUAGGACACAUAAUUUUAAUAACAAAACUUGCUAAGCUAUAUAGUGCUAAAAAAAAAUUAAAAGUGAAUUUUUUUUUUUAAAAGUGUACUAAGUUCUAAAGUGGCUGACUAAGUAUUAAAAACUCAAUUGUAUUAUUUUCAGCUGUAGAACAUGUAACAUUUUAUCAGCUAUGUGACUGUGAUCAACUCAUUUGAUCAAUUGCUUUUAUAAUAGGUCUACCAUGUUGCUACUAAAACUAUCAAGUUAUUCAAUUAAUGUAGAGUAUAGUUGGCUAUUUAUAAAUUGUUUUCAAAUAUGUUUCUUGUACAUAUUAUAUUGUAGAUAUUUGUCUUUUAACUGGCAUGCUUCAUCAUUUUGCUUUAAAUUUUUUAUGUUCAAAAAUUUGAGAUACAAAAGUAUGUAUUAAGUUAUGUCAAUCUUUUUUGAAUAUAUUCAGUUUUAAAACCUGUAUUCUAGAAUCAUGACAUAUUUUUAUUUUUGUAAGCGAAAAGGCAUGAUUUUCAUUUCUUACUAGCUUUAAAUAAUUUAAAGAUAGUUUUCUGUAUUUAAAUUAUUCCUUUUUGAGAUGUUGAAAGUGCAUGUGUGUUUCAUAACAGUCUUGGUUACAUGUUUCUCAAUUUAAACUUUAGCCUUUUUUUUGUGUUGUUAUAAAAACUUAAAUUACAGUCGACAGUAAUUCAAAGUAAAUUUGUGUGCCAUUGUUGUCUUUUUGGUUGCGGAGUCUUUUAAUGGGGUUUUGUUUAUAGAAUAAAGUUUUGUGUAUAUUAUUUGUUUCAAAAUUAACAUGAAAUUUUUUUUUAUUAAAUAAGGACAGAUGUAACUAAUUCAAAACUAUACAGUCUAUGAGUUCAAUAUUCUAAUUUUCAAUUCAUCAAUAUUUAAAUUGUAUGCUCAUAUUAUAAACAGUUGUGUAGUAAAUCACCUUUCAAAUGACUGAUUCUUAAGAAUCUUACAGUUGUGUAAUUUAUGGAUUCCAACUUACGAGAAAACAGAGAUAGUUCUUAAAAAUCACAAAUUUAUUCUAGUCAUAGGUAAAUUUAUGUAAUUACUUUAUUUGUGUUUAGUUAUAAUAGCAUGGAAGUUUUCAUUAUAUGAAUGUUGUAUAAUGAAGCAGGUAAUGCAGUCUGAAAAUGAUUUUUCUUUAAACAUUCAGUGAUUUCAUCAAUUGAAUGUACAUGUCCUAUUGAUCACAUUUAUUAUGAAAAACAAAGCUCCCAAAUUUUUAAAAAACUUGGAUAACUGCUGUUACUUUGAAAGCUUUUGACUUGAUGUCAACUGUUGGUUUUGGGAGUCGUCUCCAAUUUCAUGUCUGAUGAUUCAAACAAGAAGUGGCUGAUUAAAUUUCACUUCAUUUU